Chaetomium globosum CBS 148.51 is the source of this 1575-nucleotide messenger RNA. RefSeq lists its product as uncharacterized. Lineage: Eukaryota; Fungi; Ascomycota; Sordariomycetes; Sordariales; Chaetomiaceae. The record is from RefSeq and is a predicted model, not a curated record. The transcript is spliced from 2 exons. Bases 1 to 1575 code for a protein of 524 amino acids.
AUGCCCAGCAUAUGGUCCUGUUCGUCGUGCGCCGUUGUCCUCGUCUUCGCGGUUCUCGGGAGAGAUGCAUCGGCGUCGCAUGUGGGGAGGGAAUGGAGGGAUGUGCACAGAAUCCCGAAGGCGCAAAUAACUGCGCACCUGGACCUGGUGCGCCGAGAUGAUGGAGCCUGCCCGACCGAGCACACGUCUUGCGCCGCGUCACUGAACGGCGGCUGCUGCCCUUCUCGAUAUGCCUGCGCGGUAGAUUCAUGCUAUGCGACAACUGCUGGACCUACAACAGCUUGUGGGAAAUCAGGGUUCUACGCGUGCACGGUCAACGGACAAACCGUGACCGAAACCGAGACAGCCGUGACGGUUAUCACCCCGACCAUUCCCACCGAGACCGUUUACGACACAGACGCCGCCGUCAAAUUCAUUCCGACCAGCGUCCCCAAGGUCCCAGCAAGUUCUCCAUCCAGCGAAUCCAAUGGGGGCCUGAGUGGUGGCGCAAUUGGAGGCAUCAUCGGCGGCGUAGUGGUUUUGUUGAUUGUGGUGAUAGUCGCGGCAUUCCUCAUAAUCCGCCGACUAAAACAGGUCGAAGACGUGAUGGAAUCCAAGCGCGGCUCAUCCAGCGGCAAGAAAUCCCAAUCCCAGUCACAGGCACAAAAGGAGCACUAUGGCCGCCAACUGCACUCCGACAUGGACGACAUGAGCGUCGACCCCCUAAUGGUGCCACCAUCCGUCACCACCGCCAACAACAGCACCUCACCGACCCCCCAACCAGGCGGAGGCGGCGCCGCCAGCUCACGCGGACGCGCCGACUCGGCCGGCUUCACCCCAUCCCCCAACAUGUUCCCCGACGACCGCUCGCGGCACGCCAGCCCCGACUUCAGCGCGGGCUACUUCGACGUGCCCCCCGGACCAGCCCACCCCUACAACACCCCCGCCGCCGCCUCGCUCCAGCAACAACCCAUGCAGGCCGCGCGCAUCCGCGCCAGCACCGACAGCGCCAGCACCACCCACCACCGCGGCUACGCCUACACCCACUGGCGCCAGCAGAGCAACGCCAGCGAACUAUCCGCCGACGGCAGCGACCACAACGGCGCCGGCGGCAUGGGCAGCCCCUACUUCGCCCCGACGGGCGCACCGACCGCGCCCACGGCCAUGCCCGAACUCGACGGCUCCGGCGGCUUCGUCGAACUACCCGGCGCCAUUGCCGCCACCGGUGGUGGCCACGGGCCCGGGCCCGGGCCGACGGUGACGCACCACACCACCACGGGCGGCGUCAGAAGCCGCUCCAGCAGCAACACCAGCAUCGGCGGCGGCGGCGGUGGUGGCGUGCGCGGGCAUGUGAGGCGGCGGAGUGAUAGCGUGCAGGGACCCGGCGGGGGUGGGGGUCAGGGGCUGGAUGCGGCGGCGGGGCUGGAGCCGUUGGAUGAGGGCGCGGAGAUCCAUGGGUAUUAUGGCCGGCGCGAUCAGCAGGCGGGGCAGACGGCCGCGGGGUUGGAUGGUGGCGUGGGUGGGCAGUGGGAUGGGAGUGGUGGGUAUCACCAUCCUGGUGGGGGACAGCCGCCACAAGGAUCGCAGGGGUUGUAG